AUGUUAUUCUCCAAGAGAAUCAGCCCUUCUGUUGGUGAUUACUACACCUACUCUCAAUUCAAGCACCGCUCCACCACGAACUCGCUCGAUAUUUCGAAUAAGAACCCGCCGAUAGAUCCAUCGAAAAGCCCUCGAUCAUACGAGCAUUUUGACCCCAUCGCCGACCGCAUACCCCGUGUGGUGGUGAAGUUAUCCAGCCAAAUGUGA
Blastomyces gilchristii SLH14081 is the source of this 207-nucleotide messenger RNA. RefSeq lists its product as uncharacterized. NCBI's taxonomy places the organism in Eukaryota, Fungi, Ascomycota, Eurotiomycetes, Onygenales, Ajellomycetaceae. The transcript has a single exon. The coding region runs from base 1 to 207 and encodes 68 amino acids. The record is from RefSeq and is a predicted model, not a curated record.